This is a messenger RNA of Entrophospora candida, 719 nucleotides long. NCBI's taxonomy places the organism in Eukaryota, Fungi, Glomeromycota, Glomeromycetes, Entrophosporales, Entrophosporaceae. The record is from the annotation of a GenBank genome assembly.
UUCUAUAUUGAUGAUACCAGAAGAUUGAAUAGAAUUUUUUGGAUGAGCCCCACUCAAUUAAAAAACUGGUACAAAUACAAUGAUGUAAUAAUAAUUGACAGUACAUACAAGACAAAUAAAUUUAAUAUGAUUUUAUGUUUUGUCCUUGGUGUAAACAACGAAGGACAAUCAAUAAUUUUAUGUCAAUCUUUAUUUGAUAACAAAAGUUUAGAAACAUUUAACUGGUUUUUUAAAUGCUUAAAAUCAGCAGUCUCUGAUUCGCCAAAGGUGAUUAUGAGUGAUCAUGACUUAGCAUUAGAAUCAGCUAUAGAACAACAAUUUCCACAAACAAAACAUUUUUUGUAUUCCAUCUCAAUCAGUUCAUUUGAAAUAUUGUGGAAACAAUUGAUUGAAAAAUAUUUUAAUGAUGAUGUCAACAAUUACUUAAAUCAAAAUUUAUACAACAUAAAAAAUAAAUGGGGAUGGUGUUGGAAAAAGCAAAUAAUGACAGCUGGUAUUAAAACAACUUCAUGUUUAGAAGGGUAUCAUUCAACAAUAAAAAGACAAUUAAAUUCCAACUCAAGCCUCAUUGAGGUAUUUGAAAAAAUAGAAAGUGAUAUUCAAAAAACUGAAAAAAGUGAAAUCAAUAGCUGGUACAUGAGCAAAAAUGUCAAUUGCGGAUUUGACAAUACUAUAAUUGAUAUCUUUGAAGAUAUAAUUGCAAAUAUGAAAAAAUAUUU